AUGCUUAAAAAGCUGCAGAUGCCAGGUCUAGAUUUUGACUUCUCGGCUCGUGCCAAUAAAAAUAAGUUACGUGUAUCUUAUGUGAUACCUAUACCUGGUAUAGCGAAAAUAGUUUAUAAUACAUUGAAGAAUGACUUAACGAGGGCGACGGUUCAUCAGCCCAGUGUUAUCGAUAAAACAUGUCUCUUAAAACCAGACGUUGGUCCAUGUCGGUCUGAAAUCCCCAUGUAUUUUUAUCAACCAUCUGAUCGUAAUUGUUCCUUAUUUAUAUGGGGAGGAUGUCAAGGAAAUGGGAACAGAUUCGAUACUAAUAGAGAAUGCAUGACGACAUGUCUCAGCCAAUCCGGGCAAACAAAAAGAAGGCCGAAGUGGUGCAGUUUGUCGUUCGACUAUGGAUUCUGCUUUGGGGCUAUCGAAAGAUGGUACUACGAUUCACUUUGGAAGGUCUGUAAGAAAAGAAUAUACUCUGGUUGCGGUGGAAAUAAGAAUAAUUUCUAUAACAAAGAACAGUGCGAUUCGACAUGCAAAUUCGCCACUGGGGUUAUAAGAGCUCCGGGAAAAAAUAUAAGUGGAGUUAAAAAAGUUCUCAUUGUAAACCCUUGGAAUGCAACGAAAAAGAAAGGACGAAAUCAAACAACAACCAAAUUCGUAGCAAAGCCAUCAAAUCCUGCAAUUACAGCAAUCAUAAAGAUGUAGCCGUUUCAUAAUAUAA
Messenger RNA from Vanessa atalanta (red admiral), 712 nucleotides. RefSeq names its product BPTI/Kunitz domain-containing protein-like. The transcript is spliced from 5 exons. The record is from RefSeq and is a predicted model, not a curated record. Gene Ontology annotation, molecular function: serine-type endopeptidase inhibitor activity. NCBI's taxonomy places the organism in Eukaryota, Metazoa, Arthropoda, Insecta, Lepidoptera, Nymphalidae. Bases 1 to 696 code for a protein of 231 amino acids.